AUGGCACCGACUUUGGCUACGGCGACGGGCAUUACGCCGCAGGUGUUGGACGAUUUGCGACUGCAGAAGUUGAUCGAGAAUAUGCAUGCAAUUGAUUCAGGACAGAUAGCCAACAGUCUGAAUUCAUUAAGCGAUUUGCUUCGCCCCUAUCAGACCUGGGUUUUUGAAGAACAGGUUGACUUGCACGACUGGAUUUAUCCGCUUAACGUGAUCGACGCCGCCCUGUGUCAUUACAUGAAAACAUAUCCGUCGAUGCUACUUGUCAAUCCUGUGGAGCGCAGGCGCGGGCAACCGAAAGCGCUUUCAUCUUCGGCUAGAUCUCUCACCGAUGUAGACUCUGUACCGGCCUCUUGUUACCCCCAUCUGUACAUCCUUCUCCGUUUCCUUGAAGGUUUGUUGCGGAACUCCACCAGCAAAUCAAUUUUUAAUUCGGCCGAGGAACUCGUUGAUUUGCUGGCUGCGGCGGACGAUGAAACCUCCGAUUUGGCCUUGACGGCGCUGCUGGCACUGUCGCUGCCACCCGCCUUACAUAAGCAGCAAGCGCCCGAAGUACAGCAGCACACGACCACCUUGCACAACGCAAAGAUGCCUUCGCACUCGCGGUUGACCGCCAUAGCCAGAGGCUGGGGAACUCGUGCUAUGGGACUCGGCUUGUGGAGCGUUAUAAAAGCCGAUGACUCAGUCCAUGGUCAGGGUUCUUUACCGGGAGAAGCAGGCCGACUAAGUGUUUGCUACUACAGCAGAGAGUCUCAAAACGAAGUGAAUGAGGAGUCGCAAAUGGUUCGUAUAUAUUUAAACGAAUCGGAUAUUAUGGUAGGAGGAAGCGCUGAAAUAAGCAUGGAUAGUACCAGCGAUGCCUUGACUGCGGAAAGUGAUCAAGUUUCCAAGAAACGACGGAUCGGAAAGAUUCCGCGCAAAGAAACCAAAUCUACAGCAGAACUCUACUACCUCGUUCUGGAAAGGGCGGGGGGAAUGGACAAGAUUCCAUCUGAUCGUCUUUUUCCUUUGUUAGCCGACAUUCGUCUGGCUCGCUCCUUUCAUUCCCAGGCCGCUCGAAUCGGCGCCGUUGAGCGGCGACUCAGAGCUCUCACGACCAUUUUACACGCGCAUCCUUCACAAGAAGUCAUGAAUGGGUAUUUUCAAGCUCAACCGGAACUCUGUGUGGAGAUUGUUGAUCUACUUCGACCGACUGUUAGUUCCGCCAACAUCGCCGCUGCGUCGGGAAGGGCGACAGAGACCAACUCUCCGUUGCAAAGAGAUGCUAUCACUUGUCUGUCAUCAUGUCAGCCUGUACCAUAUACUAUACGAAUGCUAGCGGUGGAAUCUUUGGCGGCUUUGGUGGCUCGUAGGGACGGAUCGACUGGGGCGCUUUCCGGAAGUGCUCGACUUUCGACCGUGCUGGCAGAACUUGGCAUUGGGAAAGGCUAUUACUUGGGGUUGUUGCCGACACUUCUUCGAUACUCGCUUGCUUCGCUAGACUCUCCAGGGCAUGAAUCUAUUCUUCCAGAGAUUGAACCAGAAGACUUGGACGAUGCUACGAUGCUUGAUGUAGGUAUGGCUUUUGUGGAAGCGACGAUGGAACCCCUGCCACCAAGAAUUGUGCAAGUGGAGCGAACGUUGGAGUUUGUCGACAAUCUUUUGACAUUGACGUCAACAAUCGUUUCGACACCGACCGGUACUGCUGCACUCACUGACUGCGGCCUAAUCCCGGCUCUCCUGGCGACCGUGGCUCAUGACUUGGAUCGCACUAUACAACGGCUGCUGCCAGACUCUUCGAAUUGCUCCACUCAAGAGAUUCUCCGCGUUUACUCGUUGCUUCGAUUUGUGCUUGCACAAGCUGUGCAGAUCUUAGAGGGAGCGAUUGUUACGCACGGAAAUGCGUUGACAGCUUUCCACGAUCUGCGUGGUGUCGAAGUUUUGUCAGGUCGGUUGUCGGGAGAAAUCGUUACGACCGGGCCGGACAUGCUCUCGAGAGGCCAGCAAAAAAGCGAAAGGGAGGAAUUGGAGCAUACCCAGACGUUUGUAUCCGAGUUUGAUACCAAGAUUCGGUCUUCUCAGCGAGGACUGCUUUUUAGUAUCAUCACUUACUUGACCGUUGUGUUUCAUCAAGAGUCAACAGCAUCGACUUCUGCCACAAAUCCAUCUGGUGGUGCACAAAUUCGGCAGGAAGGACUCACUCGGGCACUGAUCCAUGUCAUGGAGCAUGUUAGCUCGUAUGGCGGACACGUGGCAUCUCUAACUGCUACCCUGCUUUCGGACGUCAUGAAUAGUGACCCUCACGUAGUCAGCUACAUCCAUGAAUCCGGUAUUGCGAAAUCGUUCCUCAGUAUGGUAGUCGGGCGAAGGGUGAAAGCGGGAGAUAGUACGGAUACUUACGAGCCAGUUUUACCUCCUGUCCCUGAAUUGGUUAUGGCUGUUCCCAAUGUCUUGUCAGCGUUGUCGCUGACAGAAGACGGGGCCAAAGUCAUUUACGAAAUAAAUCCGUUUCCGUCUCUUAUGCGCAUAUUUUACCAUCCAAAUUAUGCGAUGCCGAAAAGCCGAUGCCUGUUAAAUGAGAUCACUGGAAUAAUCGGAACUGGACUGGAUGAGCUUAUGCGACACGUUGAACGGUUGAAGCCACUUGUUAUGGAAGCGGUUGCGAACGCAAUGAAAGACGUUGUUAUGUACGCCGAGGAUCUGAAGAAACGAGAGAACCAGUUUUUUUUCUUGUCGACAUCGCCGCUUCCAGACAGGGGAUUAGAAGAUGAACGUUCAUGCCUUAUGCAGUACGUGCUCAAUUUUGGACAGCUCCUCGAACAGCUUCUUCACAACGAUGGGCACUGUGAACCAUUCGUCAACUCGGGAGGUCUAGUCGCAUUGAUGCAAUUAUUUCCUGCUUCUUUGCCUGGAGGAUUUCAGUUCCUCACUCAUGCUAGUGGCCUAAGCUCUCCAUCAGUUAGCACCUUACACCAUUCUACAAUCGAAGACUCUUUGUCUGUUGCGUUCAAGUGCAUUGAAUUUCGAUACGACUCUUUGCAACUUUUUCGUGCUUUAAUGGAGGCAAUAAACGAUGCACUCGACAGUGCCGAGCAAAAUGAGCGCAACUUACUAUCCCAAGAGGAUACUGUGUUUUGUCUUGAUUGUUUUCCGCAAGUUCCCGUAUACCAAUUCGAUGACUCUCCUGUCUCGAUCCGUCAAGCUCUUCUCGUUUCAAAUUAUUUGAUCGACGUUACUAAUAUCCAAUGGCUCACUAGCCUUCUUGCCACUGCUCUCAAAUCGGCAUGCCACAAAAGCCAGGAAUCUGGUACAGGCUGGGGCAAACGAGAAAAGGAAUGGAAAACAGAAAUUUCUUCCGAGAACUUUACGAAAAUCUUCGGUCGGUUGUCAGAUAUGCACCAGUCCUGUUUCUAUGACGUCUGUCGUGUUAGGACAGUACCUGGAUUCGAAGAAAGGGAAAGGAUGCGACAAAUCACAAAAUCGCCUCGAUUACGCUUCCGACUGCGAAUUGUUUGUCCUGAAGGUGCCGUUGUUCGUGAUGGUAUCGAGAUCGAUUCCUGUGCUACAGUUGGAAAUAUGGAAAUGGGAGAAGUAGUGGAAUCGUUCGAUCGAUGUGUCAACUCGUCGGGCAUACUUCGUUAUAGAACGACUAGAGGGUGGGUUUCAGAGAUGACUCGAGGUCAUGGUCGUGAGCCUAUUGCUGAGAUUGUUGGCAUGUGGCUAAGCACAAAUGAAAACACCAUGGACAAUGAAGCGGGACCGACAAAGCGAUUGGAAGCAGCCGUUCCCGAUGUCAGGACCGUCGCGACAGGCAUACUCGCGAGGCUUCAAAUCAGCUUUUCGGAUCUGUACUUAGCUGUUUCGAGGGUGAUCGUCCAGAGUAUUCGAACACUAACGCCGGGAGCGAUUUCAUUUGACAGCGGUACGCAAGGAUCUCAUGUUUCGACGACUACGAAGCUAUUGUCGUUACAUCUGAAAAGGUCACUUAAUAUUACUCCCGUUCGUGAAGCGGUCCAUCAAUUCAGAGUCGCUGGUGAUGGCUACAGGCCUGACCCCUCGCAUGCAGCCGCAGCAAUGUAUCUUGGAUGUAUGCUCUCUCAAGCUCAAAGUUGCCUGUUUGACGAAAAGAGAGAGCGAAGAGCACUUAAUUUUUCUCUUCUCGUCAAUCUGCUCCAUUCAGAUUCUAUAAUGCAUGCCACAUCACGCCGGAUGGCAUCUGCGGUUGGAUCGGCAGAUAUGAUGGAAAUCGAAAGUUCUUUUGGAUUAUUGGAGGCUGCUUCUUUUGUCCUCCGCUUUAGUUUGACGGACUUGGAUUCUCGCUCGUUGGGAGAAUCGCUCUGUAAUAGAAUGAACGAGAGCAGCGCCCCACUUUGCGCUCCGCCACAGAAAGUAUCGCGAUGGGUAGCGGCCAGUUUUCCGCCGGCGAUCUCGUUGCUUCGGAGGCUCCUCGUCACUCCGGUAUCGACCUCUCCAGUCGUGUCGGUGCUGAGUCGAAUUAAAUUGAAAGACAUCUCGACUCUUGUUGGAUUAGAUGAUAGUCACAUUGCCUUUUCAAAAAGUGGAAAGUUGGACAACUUCUUUCAACCCGAAGAUAUUUGGCGAGUCUUGCAAACAACAGUCUCCUACGUCGUCCGUGAGCUCUGGUCUGAUGCGCUGUUUCCCAAGACUCCACCAUAUUUAGUGCAUCCCGUAACCAAUUUGAUCGGAGAAAUACUGGUCGCACUGGAAGAUAUUUCGAAGCUUUCGAAGAACGUUUCCAGUCAUAGUAGUUCAGGAGAUUCGCGAAGUGGAGGAACUCGCCUCCGAGACUGGUUGAGAGAAAGGGCACGCCCGUCUGUAGAUGGGCAAAACCUUGAUGAAGACAGUUUUGAAGCUAGCGAUGAGGCCAUAUUGAGAUUGACAGAAAUGGGUUUCACAGGUGAGCACGCGGUGGAUGCACUGGAAUCCGUGAGAAGCAAUCGUGUGGAGGUCGCAAUGGAAUAUGCGUUGUCGCAUCCACCUCCGAGUCCAUCAACUGUUGAAAGGCGGCGAGUCGGACGUGAGGAGCGCGAGAGGCAAAGAGCUGCACUCCAGCAAGCGACGACUUCCCAGCUUGAAGUUGACCAAAAUGGCUCCAUGAAUGCUGAGAAUAGAUCUACUAUACCGUCUCAAAACAGUUGCUACCCUGAGGAUAGCUUGGAAAUGGAACAGAAUUCUUCUGAAGACGUUGGUACCGCAUUUGUCAGCCAUGAAUUGAAGACUUGGAAGAAGUCGAUUUUAAAUGUGUGUUGCGAUAUUCUUACCAAAAUGCCCAUAAGUAAGAUACCGAAGCAUGGCGAAGGUGAUGGCGAUCUUGAAGCUCAGACUGUUGUGGUAGCAUCCUUUCUCCUUGAUGCAGCAAAUCGGUUUCCUGAGGACCGUGCUUGUAUCGUAUCGCGGAUUCUUGAUGAAAUUGUUUGCCGCAUUACAUGCAUCGAAAUCGAUCUGAUCAAAAAGUACAGUAUUGACGAUACCAACGAAUCCAGUAUCGCUGUCCUUUGCCAUGCAACAGUUCUUUUUGCUCGAGCUUUACCUAGAGCCAGGGUAUUGAUCCUCGAAAAGAGUUUAAUUGGGCCUUUGCUCUCUUGCACACUUGGAGUUGCAGAAGCUAAUGCGGCCAACAGUAGGAGUGAUGCUACUUGGCCGAUGUGGCUGGCUCCUGCUGUCUUACUUCUUGACAUCAUGGCACAGCCUAUUGUUGCUUUUGCUGACCUUAACUCUUCCGAGCCAAACGAGCUAGAUCAUGGAAAUGAACUCCAACGUGUCCGUCAUGAACACCGGUCUCAGUCCGAGUUCAUGUCCAUCGUAGCUAGAAGAAUUUUUUCAGAUACUCCGUUUCAAAGCCAAUCAACCGACCCCAAAACGAGUUCAACGGAUAAAAGGGGGCAAGAUAUUCCCUCCUUGGUCCCUGCAUAUCUUCCUUUGCUACCGAGCGAGGCCAUAGAUGAUUGCCUCAAUUUGUGCAACUUACUGAUUGGAUCACGACGGUGUACCGCUUUGGACCGUGGCGCGCCCCCUGGUGUCACACAUGCCUCUCUUUUGUUACUUCUUCGCAUGGUUCGAUCUCCCAAAAAUUCUUCAACGUGUUUGCGUCUGGGCUUUGCGGAAUCAGUUCUCAACCUUCCAAAAGAAUGCAGAUUUACUGGAAGCGCAGGUCUAGUUACAAUUUUGUUGCGUCGGUUGCUUGAGGAUGAGUUUACACUACAGGCAUCGAUGGAAACUGAGAUACGGAGCACAGUGACUAAAUUGCAUUCCAUGCAUCAAGGCGGUUCUCGGGAGAGUCAAAGAGUCUCAGCACCACUCUCUUCCUUUAUCGACUCGAUCACACCGCUUCUCUGCCGCGAGCCUAUUUCAUUUUUGCGAGCAAUGGCAAUUUCUGUGAAGGUCGAAAACAAAUCUUCCGAGGCAGGUGUUGUUGUGCUUCUUUCUGCUAAAGAGAAAGAUAUGUACAAGGCAUUAUUAAAUGACAUCGUGAGGCCUUUGAGUAUUGAAACCGAAGCCGGGGCAACCAGAUUGAGUCAUCCGAGCACUCGCCCAAGAAAGUCCUCAGGCGGAAUCUCGAAGGAAAAGACUACACACAAACUAACAAAACGAGGAAACGUGUCGAAACAAUCGAGAAGAGGAAAGCAUGAGCCUCUUAAACCGACAAUCUCGUCCGCCAGCUCAUCACCAGCAAAUCGUAUUACUUUCCUGCUGAUCACGGAGGUGAUGGUGUUGACGGAAGGUGGGGCUUUAUCUCAUGAUCCAAUUCGGCAGACUCGGUUUCUCUGGGCCGGCGACUUGCUUGAAAUUUUAGCGGACUUGAUUCUGGCAGUCCCCGCAUGUGCUUCUUCAGUACACAAUUAUCGACCGCACAAGGCGAAACACAGAGUUUAUAGGAACGGACUACCGGGGUCCUUCGCCCAUGCCUUAUCGGGUUUGCCUUCACCGGCGAGAACUUUCGUGAGUUUUCUGCUCCACAAACUUCUUCCUCAAGACCGAUGGUCAAUCAAGAAUGAUCCAACCAUCUGGGAGCGUCGACAAGACGGUGACUAUUUUGAAAUGGAAUCCAUUGUUGACAAAAAACAAAAGGCCUAUCAGGUAGCGAAGUUAUCGCAGACGUCUGCAAGAGUCCUUGUUGCUCUUGUUGCGCGCCCUGGAGAAGGAAGGAAACGCGUUGUUUCUGAAUUAGUGUUUGCCUUAAGUGGGGGUCGGCUCGGGCAUGGAGCCGAGGGUGUGGAAGAUGAACUGAAAUCUGAAUGCCCCCAAAAGGCUCCUAUUCCAAAAACUGAGCUCCACGCCCUUACCGUAUGGGGCGAACUCUGCCAAGGACUAGCUGCGCCCAGAAGUAAUGGAAAAAUGGUUGACACUAUAAAUUCACUGAACAUUGACAAUGUGAAGCUAAUGCUGGAACAUGGUGUAGCACACGGGUUGAUGUAUUCAAUGCACCGUGUAAAUCUUUCAAGUCCCAUGGCUUCGGAUGUAUGCGCCAGUCUCUUGCUUCCCUUGGAGCUUUUGACAAGACCAGGAGUUACAGAUGCUUUGAAGGCAGCGAAAGAUAGUGAGGAGCGACCCGAUGGUGGAAAAGGAGACGGAGCCGGCAGUUCGUCUUUUGAACGGCAAGGAGACCUUAUGUCAUCAGAUGGGGAAAAUAAUGGCGCCUCAUUUCCGGUCAUCGAGGCUGUUCAAGGAAAUGCUCGUGAUGACGGAACCGAAGAAGACCCGGAUGACAUGGAAAUUGAGGAAGGUGAUGUGACGGAGAAUGAUGGGUCCAACGGUAGUGAAGAAUCCGAUUCCAUUUCUUCCGACAGCGACGAAAGCGAGGAUGAUUCAGGUCACGACGAUGAGUUUUCAACAGAUAUGGACGACGACGAAGAAGUGAGCAGCGACGAAGUGGAGGAGGAAGGUGAGUGGAACGUCGACUUCGGAGAGCCCUAUGAAAACAGUCAACGUGGGGAUCAAAACGAUUUUGAUGAGGUCGAAGAUGACGGGACCGAGCGUGGAGAUCCUGGCGGAGACGAAGGGUGGACUCGAGUAGAGUCAUCCGGCUUCGGAGGCAUGGUCCUCGGUGGACUUGGUCGUCGACUCAACGGAGGACCACAUGCAGUUGAUCCAAACGGACGCGCGAGGGGGUUUAUUGAUGCUGCAGAAACAAUGAUUGGGUCGUUGCUAAGAACUGGUGAAAUAAGUUCGGAAGCGAUUGCAGAAAUCGAAGGCACUCUCGGUAUCAAUAUUACAACAGGUUCCCGACGUGGUCGGACGGCAGCCAUGACUGUUAACGGAACAGGAAUCGAUGAUUCUUUUGCAAACAGAAUAUGGGGAAGUGGGAAUGUCGGUAUUGAAGGCAACUCCAGGCCUGAGGUACUCGGGACGCUACCUCACGUGCAUCAGCGAAGUCAACCUGAUGUUGGAUACUCCGCUUUUGGAACUACGCUAAGAAUGACUGAAGGAAGCUCGAUGGAGUUUGUUUUCGGUGGUCCUUCAGUCACGUCAGGAAACCGGAGCUAUGAUACUGUCUCUCCUCUGCGCGCAAAUACAGAUGAUCGUUUUCCAGCCAUCUCACAGCUCGAUCUGCAACUAUUUCCGGGCGGUCCUUCAUCUGCUGCAAGUGCUAGGACGCAGCAAGCUUUACAUCCGCUUCUCUGUGGCAUUGAUCUUCCUCCAAUGAAUUCCCUUGUGUCAGAUUUGCUUCCCCACGGAAUCAGAGCCACAAGAAGAGGUGAGAUGACAACCCGAAGGCCUGGUAAUUGGAGCAACUCGUCUUUUGCUCAAGGAAACUACCUCAUGUCCACGUCAAACGGAAACAUUGUCAGAUCGAGUCCCCCCCUGCCCGGGAACCACACAGGCCUUUCACAGACUUCUGGCAAUAGUAGCGGCCCCGUCGGUUGGACUGACGAUGGCUUGCCUUUUGAUGUAACAGUGGAGCAAUUCAGCUCAGCAUUUCAAGAAGCUAUUUUAUUUUCUUCGACUGCUUCUACCACUUCUCCUGGAGAAGAAGGCAAUCAAGAAGCCUCUCGGUUGCCCCAACCGCUUACAUCCGAAAUUAGCACUUUGUACCCACAUGUAGAAGGCAAUCCAAGUUUUUCUCAUGUCGAAACAAAUGUGGAUCGGUCCAUCACUGGGACUCCCGCAGUAAGCGAAGCUCAUAUCCACGAGGAAAUUCGGACGAAUAGUCCAAUUACCAGUAUUGACGGAGACAGGGUUGCAUCAUCUUUGGCCCGUGGUCUCCGUCUCUCCUCAGGAAGUGGGGGUACUGCUACUGCGGAGGGUUCAGUGACUGGCGAAGAUCCGCCUUCUGAUUCUGAGGGAGACGCAGGGGAGAAUACGGACGAGAAUCUUACUGUUCCAAUGAAUCAGAAUGGAGCGAGCGCUACUGAAAGGAUUUCAAACGAUAACGUACCUCAAGCUCUAGACCAAAUGAUGUUGGAUGAGCGGUCAGUAGUUUUGCGUCCUCAAGCAUCCAACCAUGAUGCAUCGCAAGGUGUAACGCCAAAUACAAACGAACUCGGACUUUCGUGCCCACCGGAUGUUGACAUGGAAGUGUUCAAUAGCCUACCCGUGGAUAUGCAGCAAGAUUGCAUAGAUCACUACAACGGCGCACAGGAGCUGGUCGCUCAACUAGACGGUUCCACAUUGGACCCAGAAGUUCUUGCUGCCCUUCCAGAGGACAUGAGAAGGGAAGUUAUUGAGCAGGAACGCCUUGCUAGGGGGCAACAAGAUCCGCCUGCCGAUCCUGCCAGGGCUGAGGAUAUGGAUACGGCAAGUUUCCUUGCUUCUGUAGGGCCCGAUCUCCGAGAAGAAAUUUUAGUGUCGGCAGACAACGACUUUCUUGCUAGCCUCCCGCCAAGUAUCGCGGCGGAGGCCCAAAUUCUGAGGGAAAGGGCAUCCGCUCAACAUAGAAGACUGUACGAAAAUCCGAUUGCAGACGUUCCGAACCAGGGCCUUCAUCAAGAGGUAGGAGCUGUGCAUCACCGAUCUUCCGCAGCGAAUACGUCGUCAGUCAGACGCCACCGUGUCGGAAGAUUACGAGUUGAAGUCGAUCGCCAAGCCCCUUUGUAUCUCCCUGAGCAUCUACCGUAUCCCGUGUCUGCCGCAGAUCUCACGCUAUUUUUCAAGCUGAUGUAUUUGCUGUCUCCUAUUCGACCCCAGCGCCUUCUACAAAGGCUCUUUCAGAAUCUUUCGACAAACCAUGACCUCCGGGUUGUGCUGUCCUCAAUCCUCGUUAAUCUCCUACACGAAGAUAGCGUUGGGGCACAGGCAGUAGCAGAGUCUUAUAUGAAAGAAUACUCAUCCGAGGACUGUUGGCGAAAAUCGAUGGAUGUAUUGUUCGAUCAAAUAGAGAACUUUCCUCCGACUGUUCUUCUUGGAGCCGCCGCUCAAGAUUCUGCAGUAGACGCGUUCUCUAUGAGCGUCUCUGCUUCGCUUCUGCGACGGAGACAAGGGCUCGGGACCGCCGCAGCUGUUGCUGCCAACCUACCACGUGGCUCAGCAGGUUCCCACUCAGCCUCACGCUUGCCCCCCGUAGUGGCUACACGACUAAUUGAAACCGCUCUUCAAUUGUGCAAAAAUUCGCCCCGCUUCAGUUUACAUUGCAUAACGGAACCAAUUGCUGAUGUGUCCUUAGGAGGCAGGACCACCUGCUUUGAGAAGUUCCUAGAUCUUCUGGACAAACCGAUGUUCGCAAAGAGCUCGACAAACCUAGACCAGCUUCUAUCACUUCUUGAAGCUGCUAUUUCACCUCUUUCGCAUCUGUCCCGUACUCCCGACGAAGAGAUUGAGAUCCCACAGUCAGACGUUGAAGCAGCGGCAUUGAGUGGAAAAAUUUGGGUCCAAGCACCUGGCAUUGAGAUCUCACCAGAACGGCUGAAGCGUUUGUGCUCUAUUCUUCGUAUGGAGACAUUUCGAGACAACGCUUUUUCCAAAGUCAACACAAUUGUUCGGCGGCUAUGCCGAGUUGAAUCUAAUAGAGGAUUAGUGUUGGCUGAGCUUGCCGGGGUUGCUCAUUCACUCGCAAGCGAUUCAAUUCAUGAUCUUAGAGCGUUGAGGAUCCGUAUAGAUGAAGCUGUGUCUGCCCAUGCAAAACAACAAUUCAUCGUCCGCGAAAACCAAACCGGAAAGGAAAGCCACCGAACCUUGGGAGCAGUCUCGAGUUCGGUGACUUUGUCAACGAGCACAAGCGAGCUGAAAUUGUUACGUGUUCUACAGACGCUACAAGCGUUGUGCGCUGACAUUCCCGACGGAUCUUCCAGCAAAAAGGACUCCAGCGUUGUCGUCACUGACGAAUUAGUCCACAUACUCCGCCAGAUAGAAUUUGAUGAUCUCUGGAACGAGCUGAACUUGUGUUUAAAGGUGGUUCAAGUUUUGGAAGGGGUGAAGGAUGCCAAUGGGAAGGAGAACGAAACAGGAUUGGAAAAUACCGAUCGCAACGAUGACGAAGAUGGUAGUAUUGAUGAAAAUGCAGCGCAGACGAAGAAGCUUCGGAAUAGCGCUGCUGGUCUCUUGACACGAUUUCUACCGUCAAUUGAAGCAUUCUUUGUAGCAAAUGCAAGUGCAACUCGAGUUGUGGGCGAAGAUUUUGCAGAUGGAGCUGCGAUUGCCCUAGAGAAUCUUGUUGGUGGCAAGAGGCUGCUUGAUUUUGUUUCAGGCAAUAGAGUUUUGCUGAAUGCUUUAAUUCGCAAUAACUCUGGGCUGCUUGACAAAGGGCUCCGAGCGCUCGUUCAAACACCAAGAUGUAGAGCCUUUCUGGAUUUCGAUGUGAAAC
Molecule: messenger RNA, 11734 nt
Organism: Phaeodactylum tricornutum CCAP 1055/1
Lineage: Eukaryota; Bacillariophyta; Bacillariophyceae; Surirellales; Neidiaceae
Exons: 2
Molecular function (GO): protein binding
Source: RefSeq, a predicted model, not a curated record